Molecule: messenger RNA, 3592 nt
Organism: Pan troglodytes (chimpanzee)
Lineage: Eukaryota; Metazoa; Chordata; Mammalia; Primates; Hominidae
Product: putative protein FAM90A26
Exons: 4
Coding region: 1639-3033 (464 amino acids)
Source: RefSeq, a predicted model, not a curated record
AAUUCACGGUGGUUUCCGAGCGCCUCCUGGAGGAGAAAACACAUGAGGGUGUGGUUAGGGUUCUCUGCUGACAGACCUACCGUGGGGAAGAAAGAGAAACCCUAAAGAUGGAUCAUGGCCGUGACUGCAUGUCAAGGAGAAUCUCCUUGAUGACACUGAGGCCUACGUCGAGAUAGAGUAAAUCUGGUCCAAUUAAAAGGUGUCUAUUUUACCACAUUUUUUAAAACAAAACAAAACACAAAAACAAAAAAGAUGGAAAAGAAGACAGGGGUACAGGCACCAGUGUUACAUGUCUGACGGGGAACAUCUAUUCUUCAAAGCUUGCAGCUGUACACGUAGGUUUUAGAAUGUCUGUCAGCAGUGGACAUGAUCUUAGAGUGGGCUGUGCAGAUAGACCUUUCCAGGUCAUGUAAUUGGAUUAAGUUGAUUGUAAUUAACCUACAUGUAACUGAUUAGGUUAGGGUACAUUCCACGUCAGGUGACCAGAGGCAGUAUAAAAGGAAGCCUGGAAAGCAGAGGUCCCUCUCCGCCCCUUCCUCUGUCGCCGUGGAUGCUGCAUCGCUCCCAGCGGGGCUGCUCCAUCACCUGCCCAUCUCAGCGCCAGCCGGGGAAAGAAAGUAGACGUGCAAUUUCAGGUUAAUUUCACUGAACAGUUGUUUGUUUCACGCAAUCCCUGAGGGGUGGGGGGGAAAAGAGACAAAGGAGGCCGAAAGAAACCGAUCACACUGGGGCUUGCUGAUGGGGUAGGGUGUGCUCUCGUUACAAGUAAUUCUUGGAACAGAAAACGAGAAAGCAUUUCCGUCUCCAUGUGUGGGAUAAGACCAAGGUGGGAAUGCGAAAAGAAAUGUACUGCAGCAUGCUGAAUUGGUGGGUGAAUGGAAAAAGGACUUUGGAAAAAAGGGUGGUUUGCCCUCCAGCCAUGUAAGACAUCGAUACGAUAUGGCACUUGUUCACAGUUUGUUUAGAUGAAUUCAUGUGGCAUGUGUAAAAUACCAGAAAAAUAAAUAAAGAGGGGCUGGAGCUAAAGCCAAAAAGAUAGAACAGGAAAGACCAUCACCUGCUAGUGUGGUAGAGAGGAAGGUAACUUCUCUUUAUGAAUUUGUGUUUGGAAGUUGCCUAAUGAAAUGGCAAGAGUAGCGAUUCAAGUUGUCACAGGAAGCAUCCCUUAUCUCAGAUUUCAAACAGACCAGCCAAAGGGUGACACACGCCAUGCCCUGUGGCUUUGAUCAUUCUGUCCGUCAAGGGAGAUAGAGUCAUCGUGUCUUCUACCGGAGUGAAUCGUGAUAGACAUAAGUCCGGUCUCCAGAAUCAGUUGCUUGUUUUGGGUUGAAAGGUCAACUCCCCAUACCUAGGCCACGGGCCCUGUGGCAGGCGAGGUUUACUCUCGGACUAAGUAAUCAUGGCAGAGGAACACACAAUAUCUGAGGAUGCACACAGCACAUUGUGUUCCACAGAUUUGACCGACUGGUGGUGAGGUCUCCUCAUGACCACACCGGCAAGGAUUUAGCGGGGGGCUUCCUGUGGGUGUGUGAAUAUCCAAUGUGCUUAACCAUCGACAUGUGUGUGUUUGUGUGUGUUUCAGGUGACCCAACAAUCAACCCCUGAAAAAGCCGGUCAUAAAACCCACAGGAUACGAAGAUGAUGGCACGUCAUGAUCCCAAACCUGGGGCAAACAGACUGGUGAGAGCCCAGACCCUCCAGAAGCAGCGGAGCGCCCCAGUUGGGCCAAGGUCUCCCCUGCCCGAUGAAGAAGAUCCAAGGCUCAAGUGCAAAAACUGCGGGGCCUUUGGCCACACGGCCAGAAGCACCAGGUGCCCCAUGAAGUGCUGGAAGGCAGCCCUGGUUCCAGCGACCUUGGGGAAAAAGGAAGGGAAGGAAAACCUGAAACCAUGGAAGCCCCAGGUUGAAGCCAACCCGGGGCCCUUGAACAAGGAUAAGGGAGAGAAGGAAGAGAGACCAAGGCAAGGAGACCCGCAGAGGAAGACUCUCCUCCACAUAUUUUCCGAGAAACCUCCAGAGAAGCCGCUGCCAAAUCGAAAAGGAUCCACGGAAUCUUCUCAUUAUCUGAGGGUUGCAAGCGGGCCAAUGCCGGUCCACACAACCACUAAGAGGCCGCGCGUGGACCCUGUCCUCUCUGAUCGCUCAGCUACCGAAAUGUCUGACAGGGUCUCCAUCUUGGCUUCACUGUCUCCCCUCAGAAAAGCCAGUCUGAGCUCCUCCUCAAGUCCUGGACCAAAGGAAAGACAGACAGGGGCUGCGGCCGACAUCCCUCAGCCUGCAGUCAGGCACCAGGGCCCCGAGCCUCUCCUCGUGGUGAAGCCGGCACACAGCAGCCCUGAGGGUGGCUGCCGAGAAGUUCCCCAGGCUGCCUCCAAAACCCAUGGCCUGCUCCAGGCCAUCAGACCCCAGGCACAAGACAAACGUCCUGCGGUGACCUCACAGCCCUGCCCACCAGCCGCCACACACAGCUUGGGCCUAGGCUCCAAUCUCAGCUUCGGGCCAGGAGCCAAGAGACCUGCCCAGGCUCGGAUUCAGGCUUGCCUGAACUUCCCCAAGAAACCGAGACUGGGUCCCUUCCAGAUCCCCGAAAGCGCCAUCCAGGGAGGUGAGCUGGGGGCCUCGGAGAAUCUCCAACCUCCGCCAGCCGCAACCGAACUUGGACCAAGUACGUCGCCCCAGAUGGGCGGGAGGACACCCGCCCAGGUGCACAGCGUCGACCGGCAGCCUCCGCACAGCAGACCUUGCCUGCCUACUGCCCAGGCCUGCACCAUGUCCCAUUACCCAGCGGCCAGCCAUGAUGGGGCCCAGCCUCUCAGAGUGCUCUUCCGGAGACUGGAAAACGGACGCUGGAGCUCCAGCCUCCUGGCGGCACCCCCAUUUCACUCUCCUGAGAAGCCGGGAGCCUUCCUCGCUCAGAGCCCUCAUGUGUCAGAGAAGUCUGAGGGUCCCCGUGUUCGUGUCCCACCGAGCGUCCUCUAUGAGGACCUUCAGGUUUCCUCCUCCUCAGAGGACAGCGAUUCUGACCUGGAGUGAGACUGCAGGUGACAGGGUCUCCUUGGCCUCCAGCUCCCGUGACUUGAAAGGGAAUGUGGGACUGAGGACCGGAGAGCAGAGAGAAGACUCUGUGCGGUGACUCCGAAGCUCCCCGGCUGUGGCGCUUCUGUGGAUGUGGGAGCCCAGGCCAGGCAGGGAGCAGAUGCAGGGACUCUGCCUCAUUGAAUUCUGGUGAGGGACAUUGUAGUUCGCAUGGUUCUCCGGAAACGCGCCAGGAAAAGCUUCCGUGCCAGAGAUUCCUUGCCUCAGAAACUGCGUGAUGCACAGGAGUCAGAGUUCCGCUGGGACGUCAGUAGGAAACUGGGGAAUUACUGUGUAUUUGCUCUCUAGAUGACUGAAUAAGGGAAAAGUUAGGGAACCCUGAGAGGUGCAGCCCUUCCGCUGUGCCCCGCCCUGAGAGCAGUGUUUCGGACGCUGGGAAGCGUGCUGUGCAAAGCGCUCUCGGGGUCUUUCCUCAGCCUCGAAAACUGGGCUGUGGAAUGCCUUUGUACAUAUGUGUGUUGAAUUUGUUUAGAAGUGAAUAAAAUUCUCAAAAAGA